AUGGCAGGCGAUGAAGAGCAUGAAGGUGCUUCUGUGAAGGAACAGCUCGUCGAAGCCUGCAGGAGGAACAACACCGACCUUCUAACGGAGAUCCUCGAAGGCAAGAGCGAAGACGAGAUCGCCAAGCUCCUGAACGAGACCACAACGGUGAUGGGCAACCAUUUGUACCACGAGGCAGCAUCAAGAGGGAACUACGAGAUCAUCGACAUGCUCCUCGACCAGCCCAACUUCGAGUGCGACCCCGUGAGCCGCAUGGAGGGCGACACGCCGCUGCACACGGCCAUCCGGUGGAUCAACAGCGAGCCGCCGGCGCAGCGCGAGUUCGGCAACGCCCUCGUCGACAUGAUGCUCGAGGCGGGCUCGAACCCGCGCCUGCGCAACAAGGCCAAGCUCACCCCCCUGCAGCUCGUCGACCCCCGCAACGCCGCCCUGCGCGACCUCAUCCAGAAGCACGAGUACGCGGCCCUCAACGCCGGCGACUUUGUCGAGGCCCCGAGCGGCGGCGGUGGCGGAUCGGGCGGCGGGCGGCAGGAGCGCCUGGUGGUGCAGGAGGAGAGUAGCGAUGACGAUGCCGAGUUCAGCGGUAGCGAUGACGAGGAGAGGGCGGAGUGGGAACGACGGCGGAAGGAGAGGCGGGCUAAAAAGAGCUGA
This is a messenger RNA of Phaeoacremonium minimum UCRPA7, 651 nucleotides long. RefSeq names its product putative ankyrin repeat protein. The record is from RefSeq and is a predicted model, not a curated record. Bases 1 to 651 code for a protein of 216 amino acids. Gene Ontology annotation, molecular function: protein binding. The transcript has 3 exons. Lineage: Eukaryota; Fungi; Ascomycota; Sordariomycetes; Togniniales; Togniniaceae.